Messenger RNA from Chara braunii, 2505 nucleotides. The record is from the annotation of a GenBank genome assembly. Lineage: Eukaryota; Viridiplantae; Streptophyta; Charophyceae; Charales; Characeae.
AAUCAUCAGAACUCAGAUUUGAAGAAAAAAGAAACAGAAAGGCGGCUAGAGGGAAAGAGCGCAGAAAAACAACAACGACAAGAACAACAACGACAAGAACAACAACAACAACAACAACAACAAUAACAAAAUAGACAAAAACAGAAAAAAUACCUUGACAAUCACCCAGGAGAUCAUCCAUGAAUCGGACCAUGUGCCGUCAAGCGCACUGUGUUCACACGAUCCUGCAGUUCGACCUGCGUUCAUGGAACCGUCAAGAAAAGCACAGCCUUCCCCACCAUCGUUCACCAGGGAAGGUCAUCAUGAGAGAGAGAGAGAGAGAGAGAGAGAGAGAGAGAGAGAGAGAGAGAGAGAGAGAGAGAGAGAGAGAGAGAGAGAGAGAGAGAGNAGAGAGAGAGAGAGAGAGAGAGAGAGAGAGAGAGAGAGAGAGAGAGAGAGAGAGAGAGAGAGAGAGAGAGAGAGAGAGAGAGACGAGGAGGCUAUCCCAGAACUCACCCCUUCCCCUUGAGCAUUCGCAUGAGGCAGUGGCCCUUCGUUUUCAAACAUAAGAGCUCGUGGUGCAGCAAUGGCAGCAGGCGGAGUCGAUAGGUGAAACUUUUGAGGGAUCAAAAGAGCAGUUCAUAUUGCCGACCCUGUCGUCUGUGGUCAAUUCGCUUCUCUGCAUGACUGUGCUAUCUAGAGAUUAUCCCAUAGUACACCACCCCUGCAUUGUCCGUACCGACGCCUACUCACCGUCCGCAGUCUGUGACUCUGUGCCUGGUACUGUUGCUGCUCCUUCGGCGCCAGCAUUUAGUCCUGCUGCUAGUUCCAUUGGCUCCAUGGCAGUGGCAGCGGCGGCGGCUUCCCGAGAUGACACUGGAGAGGAAGGUAGGUACAUUUGCAAGAGGUGUACACCUGGAGUUCAAUUGUACAGAAUGGAUUGGACACGGAAGAGGAUGCAUCGACUACGGUGACGGACCGUUCUGGUCCCCUCCAGGCUUAGCAGACUUGGCAUGCACUUGCUUACCCUUUUGACUGCAGAGUCGUCUUUCCACUUGACUGCUUGUCGCCUCGGUCACUUUUCACCCGGCGCCAGGGAAUUGGCGUUCCCUCGUGCCUUCACCUUACCUCCUCCCUUCGCCACCUGCUGCAGGGAUUCCCUUGUGCCUUCACCUUACCUCCUUCCUUCGCCACCUGCUGCAGGACCUGAUACCGCGCGAUCGUUUGCCAGACUGAGGCCUCCUUGAUCAACUCUUUCUCUGACUGCAGCAUCUUCAUCUUUUAUUCCAUUCCCUUGUUCGUCUUUGCUCCGGGGCCUUUUUGCCAACUUCAACCUGAUGUGACAAGCGCCUCGUUGGAUUCAUCCCAAGUGCCUUCCUAAAUCCCUCCAUGUGCUCUCGGGGAGAAUAGAUCCAAUCCCAACGACUAGCUCGACUCCCCUUUCUUAAACCCGUUUUCUUUUUCAUUUUCUCCUUUUUUUUUUUUUUUUUUUCCCCUCCUCCUCGAAUUCCUCCGCCUUUUAGUUUUCUUCCAAUUCAAUCUUGUUCGCCUCCAAUUCCUUUUUUCUUUUCUCUUUCUUCCUCCUUUCUCUACUUUUCCUCCUCCUCAUCCUUUCCUACGUCACCCUUUGGAUCCCUGGCUGCUAGACCUGUUUUCCUCCCUAUAGGUCCAUGGUGUGCAUGUGGCAUAUCGGGAAGAAACCUUAAAAAGAAAACAUCGUCGACAAUGUUUCCCAAGUCAUUGAGAAGGUAAAAAAGACAUAAAAAGGAUAGUCGUUCAUGACCGUCAGAAGUACAACAGCAGAUCAAGGUCAUGACUUUCGUUCCACAUCCUACCUACCACAUAGACUCUAGCCUCAAGACCUAAACUUCCUGUCCUAUAAUCGUUGAUUCUACUUCCCUAGCCCCAACUAUUUUUGCUACCACUUAGGGCUGUGAGCAUCGUCAACCAAGCUAACCAGCAAUUUAAGGACUGCUUGCAACGUCCUCAUGAAUUUUUUAACGCCGCAAACAAGAUGUGUGUGGCUUAAUGACAACGCUAACUCCACCGUAAAACAUUGACCGGUCUUCGCCGAGUCACACGGUUGGUUGCACGCUCGUCAGGACCAGUCAUUGGACUAGCCGGGUUGUUUAACAAACGCUCAUCGCUCUAUGCCCUUGCAGCUGCUUUGUGUCUUCACCUCCCAACUAUCAACCUUAUCUCAUGCAACCUUCCUAUUACAUAGGACCCUUGACACUUGACUAGGGCUAGUACACCCCACCUAGUUUACCUCUAGAGCCCUUAUCUCAAAUGAUAAACUUUGCAUGCAUAGCAUGUACAUGCGGAUUUUCAAUCCUCCCAGCGGAGAACGAGACCCUACGCACUUCGCGGACACCAUGAGGAGCCUGUCCUCCAGCAGGCUAUCAUUAUUUGUCAUAUGCAUCAACUUUCCUACUCCUAGGCCUAAUUGACAUCAACAAGAAUUCAAUACCAAAACAAUUGACCACAAGCUUUGCAUAUAAGGUAAAGACCCGACAAAAUUCAAGA